CGUCUGCUAACGCGAACGGGUCUCCAAAAUAGGCGAUCCCACUCCUCUUUUCUUUUACCCUCUCACAAACAUUAAAAAAAAAAAAAAAACAACAAAAACAAAACAAAAAAGUUGUCAUCCCUUUCAGUGAAUCAUUUUUAAAUCGUAAUGAACCAUAUCGAUUGAAUUCGGGCCAAACAAUUGCGUGGAUGCGACCAAAAUCGGCAUCGACAAUACUACUCAUCAACCCCCCUCCGCUCGUACUGUUUCGUCUGCUUUUGUUUUCCAACUGCAAUCAGACGUCCUAUUCAUCUUCUUCAAGUUGUGUGUGUGGCACGCGUCGCUUUCGCCUUGAUUAGUCGACUACAACUGCUACUUUUGGCUGUACACGGCCCUAUACUAUUAGUCCCUUGCGGUGCCGCAGCAGCAGCAGCAACAACACGAACACGCACAAACGAAAGAAGCCCCUUAGUCCGUGAAUGAUCUGCGAGAAACAAGACCAAAAGAAUAGCGGCUAAAACCAUGGAAGAGCCGGAAUGGUGCACCCACUAUCACUACUUGCAUUCCAGUUCGUCUCUCUUUCAAGUGAUUGAUGACAAACAGCAUCUCUUCUAACAUCUUCCUCCGCGUGUGUCCCUUCACUUUUGACAUUGAAAAAAAGUACCAAAAGAAAGAAGGAAAGCCAUUGUUUUUUUUGCACUCUCUCUGUCUCUCGUCGCUAGUGGCCGAAAACAUAGUGAAUCAUCUGGUCGUUGGAAACAGCCGCGUUCCAUCUCUACCAAGAUAUUAAGCGAGAAAUAACAAGUGAUGAGACGAGGCAGUACAUUGUGGGCUCGACUGCAACGUGGAAUUCCGUCGGUCAACAUAAUGAAAUCGCUGGCAGCGUGCACCGUCCUCAUAUUGACGGCGGUAUCGUCGUGUUGCGUGUCGGCGAGCAACACGACCGAUGCCAACGCCAUUCGUGCAGCUGACGCUGAAUUGUUGCACGACGCAAUUCAAUAUUGUCCGUUGACGUGUUUCUGCGAUUUCGAAUCGUCGCUCGUCAGUUGCGCUGCAACAGACGAGUUGCAAGAAACGAGUUUCGGCAACCGCACGACGGUGACGGCCGUCGCUGGCGACGUUUGGUCCGUCGUUGGCCAAGCGCACAUUCAAAGAUUGGACGUGCGUGAUUUAGUCCUCCAACGGCUCGAUGAGACGCUCAUUAACGGGACGGAGCGACUCAGCGAGUUAAGUCUAGUCGGCUGCGGCCUGGCCUUCAUCGCUAACGCCACCUUCAAUAACCAUCUCUAUUUGGAGCGGCUUGAUUUGAGUCAGAACCAGCUGACAGUUCUUUCACAGGACACGCUGACAGGUUUAAUCCGGCUGAGGAGUUUGGACCUGUCGUCCAACAAACUGACGCUGAUCGACGGCACACUGGAGACCCUGAUCAACCUCGAGCAACUCAAUUUGCGUGGCAACGCCCUAGUCGUUCUUGGAGCUGACAUUUUCAAAGGUUUGAAUCGCCUACAGUCCCUAAAUGUCGACGGCAACCGAAUCGGCGCCAUUGCGGAGAGUGCCUUUCAAGGAUUGGGCCAGCUGGCCCACCUGAUUUUAAGUUCUAAUCCACUGGGUGAAAUACACCACGUCGACCUUUUUGCCGCUCGGCCGGCCUACGUCGACAUGAGCUCGGCCGGACUUCGCAGUGUACCCAGUCUUAUUGCUCGUUACGUCAGGGAUCUCCGGCUGUCAGGUAACAAUUUCAGCCGGUUGCAUCGAGGCGAUUUUGAGAGCGUUCCGCAAGUGCGGCUGUUGCUGCUCGACGACAGCCACAUCGUCGAGAUCGAAGAGGACGCGCUGGGCAGGAUGGAGCUGCUGGAAGAGCUCUCGCUGAACGACAACCAACUGGCCAGCGUUCCAGCCAGUCUUCCGUCUACCUCGCUCUCGUCGCUCCACUUGGAGGGCAAUCGAAUUACGGCCCUCGCAGCUGCAGAUUUCAUCGGUCUCCGACGAUUGGAUCAGCUUCAUUUGGCGCGCAACGUUAUUGUCUCGAUCGCAACGGGGACUUUCGAUCAAUUGACGAGCCUGACUCGACUGGACUUGCGAAGUAAUCGACUGAGCCACGUCAGCGCCGAGGUUUUUGGCAGUUUAGUCCGAUUGCGUUUUCUCGAUCUGUCAGACAAUCCGCUGGUCAUCCCUGGAGCGGAUGCCGAAAGGCUACGACACUUGACCGCAGUAGUCAAGGUUAUCAUCGCUGCCGUUCCCGAUCAACAAAAGACGGAGGGCGAAUCGAUGGUUGCCAUGGCAACCGAUGCACUGGAUGCUGCAGAGACAUCGACGAGUACGAUUCCAGACAGCGCGAUGAGGCUCUCCCACAAUGGCGCUAAUGAACCGUCAGAUACGACUGAGAAGGAGGUGACAAAAUCACCCAAACAGGCGCUGGCUUUAGUGGGGGCGUUGCUCAGCCUGUCAAUCCUCAUCGUCGUCCUAUUCAUCAUUGCCGACCGUUUCAUGAAACGAUCGCAUUGGAACCGCACUAAAACGACGGCGCUAUGGAAACGACGACGCGUCGCCGGAGUUGAAGACGCGUCGGCUCAACUGCCGCAAAAGGAUUUCGUCAAACUCGGAUGGAUUCCGGCCGAGGAUUUCGAUCACUGGAGCACAGUGCUCAUCCAAAACGAUACGGAGCACGAACGGCUCCUAUUGGCAGUUUCACCACACCAUUAAAUACAAUUUAAAAAAUCAAUCAAUCAAUAAAAAUAACCCACCCUAGAAAGGAAAAAGAAAAAAAAACAAAAAAAACUAUGCCGACGCUGUUUCACUUCGACCAAAAUGACUCGCACAGGCCGGAAUCAAAUCAAAAUGGGGAUCCGGUCACAUUCAUACCUCGAGGCACAAACGGAAAAGUGGGAAUGAUGGGGUCUCUCUGCAGCCAUCGAUUUCCCUCGCGCCUUUCUCCCCCAUCUCUUUCUCGUUCCUACCCUUAAAAAAUUCGAACGCAAAGCAGCCAGGGGCGACACAGUAAUAGCGGGGAUUUAAAAAAAGAAUGAGAGAGAAAGAGAGAGAGAGAGAGAGAGAAAAAAAAUGGAUGUGUUCACUUACUCGGUAAAUCGGUGUGAAAGAUUUCGCGUAAAAGAAGUAAUUCGUGCUCUGGACCCACUUCAGGCGGGCCAAAGACUUCCCCUUCCGGCCAAACGUCACGGCAAGUUCGCAGUAGAGCUACAGCCAGAUGGGUUUUGGCCUCCUUGAGCAGUUGCUGAAUUUUACCCAUGGCUAUAACCCUAAAUCCCCAAAAAAAAAACCGAUGGAAAUUAAAAUUUAUUUAAAAAAAUAAUAAUUGAUGAUAUCUUGCAAUUGAAAUGUUGAAAAUAAAAAAUCGUGUCAACAA
Daphnia magna is the source of this 3343-nucleotide messenger RNA. RefSeq names its product insulin-like growth factor-binding protein complex acid labile subunit. NCBI's taxonomy places the organism in Eukaryota, Metazoa, Arthropoda, Branchiopoda, Diplostraca, Daphniidae. The coding region runs from base 787 to 2682 and encodes 631 amino acids. Gene Ontology annotation, cellular component: extracellular matrix. The record is from RefSeq and is a predicted model, not a curated record. The transcript is spliced from 7 exons. Gene Ontology annotation, molecular function: protein binding.